Molecule: messenger RNA, 11321 nt
Organism: Gigantopelta aegis
Lineage: Eukaryota; Metazoa; Mollusca; Gastropoda; Neomphalida; Peltospiridae
Product: RNA-binding motif, single-stranded-interacting protein 3-like
Exons: 9
Coding region: 50-1210 (386 amino acids)
Cellular component (GO): ribonucleoprotein complex; nucleus; cytosol
Molecular function (GO): mRNA 3'-UTR binding; poly(U) RNA binding; poly(A) binding
Source: RefSeq, a predicted model, not a curated record
UCAGUUGGAAGUAUUUGCCAGUUUUCUCAUCAUCAAAGGUAUUGUGCUUAUGGCAAUGGAUUAUAACAGAAUGAAUUUUGGGAUGGCACACCGUUACCAUGACGGUACGAUGUCUUACCAGAUCUGUGCGGAUGAUGUUCAAGAUGUAUUAUGGCAAACAAGGGCAGUGCACAACCCCAAGUCCAACACUAUGUCACCAACUGCCAACCUGGCCACCUCAGGAUACCCCAACCACCAGGGUUCAUGGAACACCACCUCCUACUACCUGAACCCGGGAGUCCAGUACUCCAGCCCACAUCCUGCAGCUUAUGGUAGCUACUCUCACUCACAAUCGAGUUUCCCCACUCGCAACAUGCCUGCAGCCAGCCCAAACACCACUUCCAGUCAGUCGAGCAAUCAGAGUCUAUCCGGGGAAUCAUUAAGUAAAACAAAUCUAUAUAUCCGAGGCCUUAACCCAAACACCACAGACAAAGAUCUUGUUACUUUAUGUCAGCAGUUUGGUAAAAUUACAUCCACAAAAGCAAUAAUAGACCAAACGACAAAUAAAUGCAAAGGAUAUGGUUUUGUGGAUUUUGAAUCUCCCCAAGCUGCCGAUCUCGCCGUCCAUACACUACAGUCACAGGGAAUUCAAGCACAGAUGGCUAAGCAACAAGAACAAGAUCCAACAAACCUCUAUGUAGCAAACCUUCCAAUAUACUUUACAGAGAAAAAUUUAGAAAAUAUGUUUAAAGACUAUGGCACUGUGAUUUCCACGCGGAUUCUGCGGAAGCCCGAUGGAGUCAGUCGAGGAGUGGGAUUUGCACGCAUGGAGUCGAGGGAGAAGUGUAAUCAAAUUAUAGAUGCGUUUAAUUCAAAAGUUUUACCAGGUUGUGCAGAACCGUUGCUCGUUAAACUGGCAGACAGUGGAAACAAGAAGAAAACUCAAUUCCAACAGGCAAGGUUAUUUGGAGAAAGGGGUGAUUUGCAGUUGAGCUAUGACCCACAGACACUUCAAACCAAUUUAACUGGUUCCUACAUGCCUUACAGCUUGGCGACCCCUGCACUGCUGCCGACGGGCCUGAUGCCGCGGUACUCGUCAGUGGCAACCACCCCCGUGACCACGUACCAAAUGUCGACGAACCCGGCUGGCUGGAUGCAUCCGCAGUACAUUAUGCAACCACAGCUGCCUCAUGUGAGUCUGGAUCAGUCGUGUUUUAUAACCGGAGUGUAAUCGAGGCUGUCUGCUCAUGUCUUGUACGUGGGUUUUUUUUCUGUUAACUGCACCUCUGAGCGUGUGACACCAACUUACUCUAGAAACGUUUCAUUUAGUGUUUGACCGUGUGUUUUUUGGAUGUGAACAAAAAAAAGAAAAAAAGAGGAGAAAGCUUCCACUUUUGGGGAGUUUUUGUUUUUUUUGACACAUCAUUGUGUGUGAAAGUAUUCAGUCUUAAGAAUUGAAUAUGUCUUGUUUUUCUUAUGGUUUUAUUAAUUUUUUUGUGUGUGAUUUUUUUGUUUUUUUAAUGGAAUGUCUUUUUGUGGCACCUGGUUUGAUAUCUUCUAACAAAGAUAGUGGGAACCACUAAUGUUACUGUUGAUGCAUUGUUUGAUUAACAUUGUUCAGUACCUUCUGACUUUUUAUUAUUGUGCAUGACAAUCUUACUACUCUACACACAUCUCUCAGAGAUUAAUGAAAAACGUAUCCAAUGGGUCUAAACACAUGCUUGUUACAUCAUUCACAAAAAUUGAAACCUCAAAUACUAAACUUGAUGCAUUAAUAUAUACUGUUAAUGACCCAAAAGGAAUUGAAAAACAUUCAAGAUUUAAAAUAUCACCCAACUGCAGCUUGUUUUUAUAUUACAAAAAAGAUGUUUAACUUUCAAAAUAUUUGCCUUUUAGCUUUUUAAUAUCAUAAAUGAAUCAAUAGUUUUCUGAUUGGUCUAUACCUCACUGUUUAAGUAGGAACAAUAUGAUUGGCCUGUUUAAAUGUUGGUUGAUCUGAUUGGUUUAGUUGUACACUAGAGUAGGAAAACAAAUCUCAUUAAUAUGGGCCAUUGUAAUGAAGUGCAUGAGAAACUCGGUGUUGCAUAUACUUUCAUCAUUGCAUGAAUGGGUUUUUUCCAAAUACUGAUUAAAAAAAUAAUCACUUAACCAACAAAUAAUGAUGUUAGAUUUUUCCAAAAUGCACUAAGAAAUUUAAUUAUGAUCUAACAUUAAACAUGUUAAAAAUUCUAAUUAUGGAACAUCUCAUGCUUAUAGUUACUUAACUAAUUUGGAUUACCAAUAACAAAAUUGUGCAAAUAUCCUUAAGCCAUAACAAAACAUUUUUUUAACCAUGUAUAAACAAAGAGUGGUCUGAAUAUACACUGCAUGAGACCACCAGUGCUGCUAGCAGCUGGUUUUUGUGGCUAAUAUUGCAUGAAUAUUAGAUGAGCAUAAUUAGAUAACCAAACAUUGAUUACCGAGUAGGUAAAUUCAGAUUAAUGAGGAAACUGCAUUUAAACGAGGCAGCCAUGUUGAAACUAUUCCUUUGCUUUUCUCUUAGGCUUUUAGUGAGUGGAUAUAAGCUGUUUAUAGCACGCUCUACAGCACAUCUGAUUCAGACUUUAUUACCCAUCCGAUGAGGAUUCCAUCUACGUACGGUGCACACCGGAACGACCUCAAAAUUUCACCCCAAUUCUGUGAUGCCACAACUUGCCUCCCCUGAAGGGACAACUGCAACUGUCCAACACAUCGUUAGGCCAUCAAUCUCCCACAGAGCAAUGUGCAGCAUUCUCGCCAACAUAUCGUGGCAAAUCGUUAAACCACAAACAUUUGGUUUCAAAAAUCAUGUUGACAAUAGUACGUUGUAUGUUUAUAUAUUAAUUAAAAGACUUUUAGGAAAAUACCCCUUUUCUGUCUUGAAACUGUUUUUAAAAUUUGUUUCAAGUAAACAAUUAUGGAUAUUUUACCUAAAAGGGUUGUUUAUUUGUUUUGUUAAGUAAUUUUAACUGUGAAAAAUAGAUUUAAGUUAUGAAUAUUUGUACAUUAAUUAAUAUAUUUAAACUUCUGUUUAUACAUUUUCUCCUUUUAAGUUAUAAUCAUUUCAGAACAUUUAAUAUUUUGUUAUUUAGCAAAACUAAAUUGUAAAGUAUUUUUUAGUAUCAAAUUAUAACCAAAAUAUUUUUAUCAUGUGCCUUAAGAAAGAUGUCAUGGCAACUAAGGAACUUACAUUUAUUUAUUUUUAUAUGUGGCUAGCUUCAAAAGCAAAUGGGUAUUCCAUUCAUUUUGACAGUAUGUGCCAUCAACUAUUGGUUGACCUUCAAGCUCUAAGUUUUCUUACUUCAUUGGGGAAAUUUUUUAAAUAGUAUGAGGUCAUAUGGAAUGAUAAGUGUCUUAAAAUACCAAUUUCAUAAUUUUGCUUAGAAAUUUAUUAUAACAGUCUCUAAAAUAUUUAAUAAUCUAGAAUUCUUCAAGAUUUUUUGAAAUGUAAUGCAUCACCAAAUUCACAAGUAUGAAAGUAUAUCUGUGGUAGGAUUCUGCAUGCACUUAAAUUAUUCACAUUUAAACAAAUAAUUCAAAAUAUAAAUUCAAUCUUUUGGUUAACUUGGUAACAUGUUAACAAACUCCACCUUGUUUUCAUCUUAGGAUAGCUGGGUAGGUUGGGUUUUUACCAAAGUGCUAGUGUGGUAGAAUGUUCAUAAUAACUGGGUGUCACAGAAUGUUUUUAAUUUUUUUUAUGUAAAUAGAUUUUUUUAACUGCUUGCUUUUUAUUGACUAUUUGUAGUUUUCAAUUUUUAUAUGUUUUAUUUCUUGGCCUUAGUGAUUGUCAUAGAAACUUGCAUAGCUUUAUUGUCAUUCACUUUGGCACUCGGUUAUGAUGUAAUUAAAUGUGUUUUGAUCAAGCCAUUUGGAGUCUGAUAUUGUAGCAUAGACGUUUUAUGGAGAAAGUGUCUUUACAGUUGUAAAUAAUGCUUUUUUUGCCUCUUGGAAUUUUUUGCAUAUUGUAUAUUUUUAUGUGCUGUCAAAUUUUAUGUGUAGUCUUAGUCUCUUUUUGGAUUAUCUGUUUUUGAUUAUUAAAUAUCUAUGGUUUGUUAAGAAUGUGAAUAAUAGCCUUUUGGAAAGAUACCUCUAUUUGUUUCUGUUUCUCCUACUGGGAUUGUACAGUACUGGCAGCACACAGGUUUCAAAGACUUUUACCAUUUAUGCCAAAGUAAUUAUACAUGGUGUAGUUCAAGAUUCCUUAUUUAUUAUUACGAUUAGGCUUUUGUGUGGUGAUGCCCUAUUGUAAUCAUUAGAGCUGUUAAUUUUAUAUAAGUCCAAAAAUGUAUUUAUUUUGAACAUGAUUUUAAUUCAAUAAUUGAUACCCUCUUGUGGUAUAUAAAAGCAUAUUAGUACCAUGUGUGGUACUGGUAUAUGCAAUACCUUGUAUGGUACAUGCAUCUGAAAGGUUAGUUAUAACUGAUGUCAUGUGGUGAUAUUGAACAAUCUAGUUAUUGAUAAUUAAUACCACUGGUAACCACCCUACCAUAUGGUGAUAUCAGAGUCGAGUUAAUAAUACCUGAAAUAAGUCGGUGGUAUCUACAAUUCUGUAUCUAGACCAUUUAUAUGACAGUAAUACAUGUAUAUCCUUUUAUUUUCUACAGGCAUCUUUCACAUGCAUCCAAAAAUUAUUUCAUAUGUAUGGCAUUAUGUAAAAUGGUAAAAGUCUUUAUUGAAUUGGGAAUGUCAAAUGUUGUUUGAAAGGCUAUUUUUGUUUUGUUUUAUGUCAUAUCAGGUAUCAUUUUGUUUUAAUAUAAACAUAAAAAAGUUGUUUAAACUUUGAAAUUUCAUAUCAACCAAAGACCGAACUAUAGUUCACAAAGGUCCCAUUAUUUGGCCUUGUUUUAGUUAAUGUUUACAAGGUUCUGUAAAUAUAUUGAACUACAUUUAACCACAUCAAAAUCAUAUACGCUUUUAUUUAUAUAAUCAACACAGUUUAGAAGGUUCAUCCAUCUAAAAAGGACAUAAAAUUGAGGAAAAAAGAUUAGGUUUUUUUAAAGUAUUCUCUUAAAAAAUGUAUUCUUUCUAUUCUUUUUGGCAAUUCUUUUCUUAAUCAUUGUCCGACUAUAAAGAAUGUGAUAAGAGUAAAGUGUUGAUUGGUUUUUGUUACUAUUACUAAGAGCAACUUCUUCACAUUACUUUCCCAAGUAUGGAUACUGCAGUUUUCAAUAAAGAAAUCUUGCAGAUUGAAAAUAUUCAAAAUGACUCAGCGUAAGCAUAUAAACAUAUACUGAUAAAAAGAAAUAAGGGACCACAUUUCAGUAACUAUUAGUAUCAUAUUGACUGUACAAAGUACAAAAGCGUAAUGUGGGAUUGAAUGUCAGUAAUGUGAGAGUAAAUAUCAGUAACACAGUUAACUCCCUGACACUGGAUGAGAAUUUUUACAGCGGUACUUUUUCUUAUUUUUGAUCUCUUAUUUCUUUCCAUCAGUAUCUAUUUAAUAAACUAGCUUCACAGACACUUUGGAAUGACCAGAAAGACUGAGCUGUUUAGAUUUAAGACGUGUAUAAAAAAAAAUAAUAAUAAAAAAAAAAAUCCGUAACAGAUUGAGAACCUUUAUCCUUCAGUAAUAUGUAUGUAUGCUAAAGGUUUUUACCAAUUCUCUAAUAUCUUGACGAAAUGAAAUGGAAAUGUGUGAAUACUUUGGUUUGUUUGCUAUCGUUUUCUGAACUAACUGUUUGUUGUAGUAUCUUAUUAUCUGAAGUCAAACACCCAUCUUUAUAGUAUGCAUCAAUAUUAUUUUGUGGCCAAAAUUAACCUUCGAUAACUGACAGGCCUAAAAUGCAAAGUUUAAUUAUGCAAAAACAUUUAUGUUGUUGUGUUAUUAGUGGCUUACAUGUCUUCCAGUAAAAACAACACUAUUGUUAUCUGUUGAACCAUUUUUAGGUCAGUAUUUAUUUACUAAUUCUUUUAAUACAUAAUUAUUAUUUUGUAGAUAAAACUCAACCGUGUAAAUACAUGUUAUGUGAAAAUAUAUAAUCUGACAGUUAUUUUCAAGAUCAAAUUAUGAACUUUUAAGAAACAGUGAAAUGAAAACUUACAUAAUUAUAUAUAAUGUCACAAAGGUGAAAGUACUUUCAAUUUUUUUUUUUUUUUAAAUUUUCAUUAAAGUAGUUUUUACCAAAAUAUAUAUAUAUAAUUCAUCACGUUUAUGUAUAACAUCUACACUGUAUCAUUUUUGUACAUUUGAAGCCCCCAACCGUGUGAUGCCAAGUUAGUAGUUAAAAUAAUGUAUCAUAGGAAUUAUUACCUAUUUUCAUAAGCUUUUGUAUAAGUGAGAAAAUAUAACUGUUUUAUUGUUGUUUUGGCACAUAGCAUUCUGUUCAUGAAAACUUGUAUUUACUGUGUUUAUCAAACCAACUGGUGCUGUUUUAAAUAGUUAUUUUUAAUUACUGUUAAGCCUUGAACAAAUUUUCUAUUUAAUCUUAUUAUCUAUUAAUAUUUAAACUGGAAAAAGAUCAAUUUCAUAUGCAUAUAGUUUGACUCUGAUGUACAUCAGUGCUGUGAAGAUUUAUGUAAGGGAGACAACUAUUGAGAAGCUUAGAAUGUUUGGUCAGUGACCUGCAGUGUAUAAUUUUGUUUUAAACUAACAAAUUAUAUACCAUACCUUUUGAAUUACAGAAACUAUGUUUACAUAUAUUUGUUUAUUAUUGCUUGUUUAAUACCAGAUCUAACUGAAGUAAUCCCCAAAUAUAAUAAUCUUAGUCGACAAGGGAGAUUACUCUAAUACACUACCUCUUCUUUGUUCCUGGCCUUUUUAACAUGCAUAGUUUUUCAUAUACAAUACAUGUAUAUAUUUUCUUGAUUUCCAAUUACAUAUUUUUUGGAUUAUUUCAUAUAUUGUUUUGUUUUGAAAUUUUGCCAUAGAUUUGAAAAACAACAUUAUAAUAGAUAAUUUAUGCAACUGUUUCUAUUGUGGAAUAUACCUUGCAUUCACCGUGUAUCAAUAUAUUAAACAUUUAAACUGCGAUGCAAUCUUUACUGGAAUUAUUACAUGUACAUUCAUAUAUACUGCAAACACCAAGCAAUAAAUCAAAACCAACUAAUAGGGCUAUGAAAACAUAGUAAUAUUAUAUUUGCCUUUUACUAUAAAAACAUAGUAAUACUAUGUCUUGAGGUCCAGUUGACAGUAUUGGUAACACAAAAUUCAUUAACGAGUUUAAAUAAGAAACCAGCAUUAUUAGAUAGGCACUGUAUUCACUUUUAUGAUAUAUCGUAUUUGGAACACUAUUCAUUAAUCUAACUGUAACCCUGUAGGUAUCUGGUGUACAUCAGAAGUUACAUAUUUUAUUUUACAUGUAUCAAAAAGUAGUGUUUUUAUGGCAGAUUGUCUAGUCAUUUGAUAAAAAAAGAGUUUAUUUUUUUUUAUUUUGGAUACCUAUUUCUACAAACAUUCUAUAUUGUGAGUUGUCCCCCCACCCAACCCCUUCUUUUUCCAGAGCAGUGUUUUACUGCAAAAUAUAUGAACAGCCAGUACACCUGAUAUUUGUGAUGUAUAGUACACCCUGCCUACACUGAAAUCUUGUCUAAUCCAGAAACCUUUAUAAACCAGGUUGAUUUUAGUAUAGAAAUAUUCUUUACAACACUUGAAACAAAUCCUGUAUUAUGUGGUACCUUGUUUAAAUGGACAUGUUAUAUCAGCCUUAUUUAGGUUCAGUUUAGACCUCUGUCUACUGUGUGUAUAUGUUAUGAAGGUUAUGGUGGAUUAUAGGCCAUGCAAACCUACGGGUAUUUUUUGUCAUCUAGCUGUUAGAUAAACAAUAAUUACUCAGAAACAGCUAAUAAGAAAAAUCUGUACAACAUAUUUGCCUAUUAUAAAUAUAUAUUGAAAAAUGUAUAUCCACAGUCUCAUUAAUGGCAUUCCUGUAAUGAAAUGUCAAAAAUAAAAUAAAGUUCAUUCUGAAUCUUUUACCUGUUUACAGUUAUCUUAUCUGUAUGAUAUUAGGCUGCCAUUUUGUAAGGGGUGUAACUGUAACUUUACUGUAUCAAACACUCAUAAUAAGAAACAAGCACAGCUUUUGGUACAUUUUUUAGCAUAUUACGUCAGUGUCAAACCAGGCAGUCAACAAAUAUAUGUAAACUUAAAUAGUUGGUGUUACCACUGCUAUGACACGAUGUCUAAAAGUGAUUGUUAAACCAUGCAUAAUGCUUUCAUUCAACCUUUAAAACAAACAUAUAUUGAUCAUAAUAUUCACCACACCAAUUCUUAAUUUCUUACAUUUUGUUUUUCAAUCGUACGACCCUAACAUAAUAGUAAAAUUAUUUGUUAUUUAUGAGUUAUUUCAGAUUCAAAUGAUGUGUUAUAUUACUGGUACAUCACAAAAUGUUAAUAAAUGAUGUGUUAUAUUACUGGUACAUCACAAAAUGUUAAUAAAUGAUGUGUUGUAUUACUGGGACAUCACAAGAUGUUAAUAAACGGAACCCUAGAACGAUCUAGUGAUUUGUAGAUCUUUAAGACCCGAUAUCUAAACAUAAUGUUAAAAAACUAAAACUUAAAAUCUGAUCAUUUGAGCAUUGUAAAAACAGCUGUCAAACCAAUUCAUAUGAAGGAAAAUUACAUAUUAUAGCAUACAUUUAUAUUGUGUUUGUGAACACAUUUUUGAUAAUAGUGUAAUUACAAAAUAUAUAUUUAUAUUUUACACAUACCAUGGAUUCAUGUGAAAAAAACUACAUAUUACUGGUUUAACAUUUAUAUCUUGUGUUUGUGUACACAUUUUUUUGAUAAUAAUAUAAUUACAAAAGUAUAUCUUCUACACAUACCAUGGCCGUCUGUGAUAUGGAUUUUUUUUCCUAUGAAUAUAAUUUUGUUACUACUGGAGUUAGUUUCUGUCAGUUUGGGGUUUUUUUUCUCUAAAAUAUAUUCUGAUGCUUGCCAGUGGUCAACAUAGUAAUUAACUAGCAAAUUGCAAAACAAGGCCUGAGUUCAACCAGCAAAUGUUUCGCUAAUGAUCGCCAACUAUUUGAUUGGUUCCUGAUGUGACCAUUUGGUUUAACGUGUAGCGUAUAGACCAGUCUAGCGGACGUUAACGACAACCGGUUGACUGAACAUACCCCAGGUUAACAAGUACAUCUUACAUAAAAAUUAACAUGUUUAAUAUUUAGAUAAAAAAGGGGGUAAAAAUAAUUACAAUGUAUAAGAUAUUUCACACUUGUGGCAUUAUGGUAAGCAUCAGAGUUAUUAGUUUUUUUGUGGGAAACAAUAGGGUUGUUUUGGGGUUUUUUAAUUUGUAAAUGAUUAUAGAAUGCACAUGUAUUUUUAUGUGCAAGGCAAAAUGGAUAUUAAAGAAUAAGAUAAACUUUAAAGAGUUUAUACUAGUUGUACAUGAAGCUCUGGUACAUAUUAACAAAGUUGGGUGAUAUAUAAUGGGUGGAGUGUGUACACUGUUACACAAGGUUAUCACUUUUUGAACUGUGUAACACAUUUGUUAUUGCAUAAGUUAUGUGAAAUAUGUAUGGUUGAUAAUGAUGUUACGAUAUCAGUUUUAAAUUACUUUUCACAAUUUGAACAUAAUAUUUGUUUUUUCUUUCUUUUUGAGGAUGUAUUUUUUCAACUUUAUUGUCAUUUGUGACAUUCAUACAAAUUGACAUCAACUGUGGUUGGAUUCUAUCUUGUUGUUCUUGUACAAAGUAACAGAUAUUUUUUGUGACUUUUCACUUUAUAAUAUUUUAAUGAGAUUCUAAUUGUUUGUGUAUUUUAUUGAUUUAAUUGUAUUUGUACAUAGAUUAUUACUUCUUUUUUUUACAAAUUGUCGUUGCUUUGCUUAAAAAUGAUUUUUAGUCUUGUGAUGUAUUUUAAUUCAUUGCCUGUUGUCAAGGACUCCGAUUCCCAUACAUUCAAAUUUGCCGCUUAAAAAUUUAUAUAGUUAAACCCCUCUAAAUGAGACAUCCGCAAGACCUAGUAAAAGGUCUGCUUUUAAGGGGUAUCCAGUUUACAGAAGUUAUCAUCUGUACUGAUACUUAAAAAGGAACCGUGAAAAAAGUCCUGUUUUCAGAGAAUUCUGGUUUACAGAGUGUUUGAUUUUGAGAGGUUUUACUGUAUACUGAUCUGUGUUUUAUUUUAACUUACAUUUUUAAACUUUCGCUUGAAUAAAUAAAUUAAUAAAUUGCAAAAUUUCAGACUGAGUGUAAACUUUACGUAUUGAAGUAAUUUUAAUCAAAAGCUAACUUCCAUAUACAAGAUUUUAUUAAUUGUUUUUAAAGUUGUGAUUACCAGUAUUUUCAUUUUAAAAUUUUUAACUCUAAAAAUUCAUUCUGUAGUACAUGUAUCUCGAAGAUAUGGUACUUAGAAUAUGUGAUAAAUUUCACAAUUUUACUGAAAGGUUUAAAAGAUUUAAAAUAUUGUUUUGUAAAUAAUUAUUGCAUUAUUUUUAAAUAAACAAGACACAAUACCCAUGUUAAAUUACUUCUGUUAACAGCAUUACUACAUCUGGCAAUUUGAGCUUAUUGUAUUUAUCAUGUCAGACACUGUACCAUAUUUCAAUAUAAAACUCAAGAAUUAAAGAGUGAAAGUCUUAAGUAACAUCAGAAAAGGUUAGUGCAUAUUAUUUCAUUUAAAAAAAUGGCUAUUCGUCUAAUUUCAUUAUAUGAAAAAAACUAAAUGUGAAAAAAAGUUCUUUUUAAAUGUAUACCUGACAAAUGUUUGUGAUCAUUACUAUAACAAAAAUUAUUAAUAUAAACAUAUAUGUUUAUAUAUAUAUUUUUAAAAGAUUAAUUGGUUCAAAGUGUCUGAUGGCAUAAGUAUAGUAUAAGUUUCAGAGUCCUAGUCUAACAUCACAUUCCCAAAGGAUAUUUUAACUACUUAUGAAUUCACAUUAGCAAUGUUUGUACUAGACCUAGUUUUAAGUAGAGUCGUAGUGGUAACAAAAUUGCUUCAUUUGGUGGUGGCCAUAUUUAACCAAGAACUGCUAGUUUAGAAAUAGACAUGGAAGGGUAUUAACGCUUUACUACCUUACAAAUAAAGCAAAAUGCAAAACAAAUAAAGCAAUGAACUUGUUUUAAUAUAUUAUAUUUUUGGUAUUGGGAACAAAUUAACUUUUUUUUUAAUUUUCAUGAUUACUAAUUAUCUAUUUUCCAUGACUGUUAAGUUUGAUUUUAUUACUGUACUUUUUUUAAAGCUGUGAAUCAGGAUUACUUUUUUUUAUGGACAAAGAUGUACAAUAUAUAAUCUUAGACUGAUUAUUGUGUUUCCUCUGACAUGCACAAGAUGUUUGGUAGCUGUGGAUCGAGACACAAGAUUUGUGAAAUAACUGCAUGCUCUUUUAUUUGCAUCUUCUUCUGUUCUGUGAAGUGCAUGUAUUUGGCUGAAUAAAUGAUUUAGAAUUAAA